AUGGUCGAUUGGCGCAGUACUGCCUCACGUGUCCGUAACAGUAUCUCAUCUCGAGCAGAGGCCCUAGCAAAUCGUAAUGAGCCCCCGACGACCUCGGGGCAACGCCGCUUGGAUAGAAGCAACCAUCAAGGCGACUUCAUGCAAUCUCGUGCACCGCAACCGUCUUUAGCAACCGGAUCUGUGCAAAGCAUCGAUGCUACGAGCACCGGAAGCUCGAUGUCGCGAGUUCCGGGAGCCUUCUACAUUCCGACUACCGAUGCCCAGCGCGCUUCGGUCUACAUGCGACCAGAAGAGGGGGCUGCUCUUCGUCGCCAACUCGCUUUUGAUGCCCUCGCUCUCGUCAGGGAACUCCCUUGUUCCGUCGAUGGCUACAUGCUUGUGAAGAGGGACAUGUCGAGAAUUUCCACGUUGUUCAGGUCACAGUGGAUGCAAUUCUGGGCAGAGCUCCGGGGGGGCAUGAUAUUGUUUUGUGAUCCCCACACUAAUACCGACUAUAGUCAACAACAACAAGAGCGUCAGAUCAAGCACGUAGUUCCCGCGACAAACUGCCUUGUUGAUGUCAGACAUACCCCCUCAUACUCGCAGCUCAAACUCCACAGACCGGACGGGCAAUGUGUUGUAUUGAGAAUGGCUACGGCACAAGAUGCACAACAGUGGGCGAUCGCAGUUCAAACCCAAACGUUUCAAUAUACCACAAUUAGACUCGCGGACUUCGACUGGAUUACUGCUAUUGGAAAGGGAGCUAGUGGGAAGGUCUUCCUGGUCCGAGACAAUCGCACUAACGCACGCCUGGCCCUGAAAGUGAUCGACAAAUCUCGAGUGUUUCGGUCCCAGCUUACAUUUCAGCAUGUCAUCAAUGAACGUCUUGUAUUGGAGAUGUGUUCCGGAUGCCCAUUUCUGAUCCAAAUGAGGUACUCUUUCCAGACCGAUUCUCAUCUGUACUUUGCAACUGAUUUUUACGAUGGUGGAGACGUCUUCUCAUUGUUACAGAGCAACGGCAGCAGGUUAAGUGAACCUUACGCAAAACGAAUCAUCGCAGAGAUUAUCCUAGCUUUGUCCUGGUUACAUGAGAGGAACAUCGUCUAUAGGGACUUGAAGCCGGAGAAUGUGGUUCUGGACGGCGAUGGACACGUACGUCUUGCAGAUUUCGGUUUGGCUAAGGUGCUGAAGUCGGACCAUGACUAUUUGACGCAAACGAUUUGUGGCACCACAGCAUACGCUGCUCCAGAGAUGCUCCAGUCAAAACCAUACAAUGUAUCCCUAGAUUUGUGGUGCCUCGGGAUUUUCAUUUAUCACGUGUUAUCAGGUCGACCUCCUUUUAACUUCAAAAAACGAUCGAUGGUGGAAAUGGAACAGAUGCAGCGGAAUAGAACUAUCCACUACUCGCCGUCGCUCAGUCUAGAAGCAGUGUCUUUGAUCAAGGGACUGCUCCAGAAUGACCCUUUUCGCCGGUCUUCGCUUGAGGACGUGAAGAGACAUCCAUUUUUCCGGGGAGUGGAUUGGGUCCGAGUGAUGCACAGAGAGCCGCACCCAGAUGGUAUUUCCCCUUUUGUGAGUGAUAGGGAUCAAAGAGAGAGUGCUGUUGCCCGCCUAGCGGUUGCCCGUGCGCAGCAACUUGGUAUGGAAAGCGAGUCGACCACUUCCCUGGCACGAGCAGACGUACAGGAGAUCAGCUCCAUGACCUUAGACAGAUAUUUGCUACGCAACAUCAACCCGGAAGAAUGGAGGCACGUUAGCUUCAGCGAUGAUGAUGAUGCAUCAGCUUCCGCGGAGUUCCCCCCUUUCGUACACAGAAGGGGUUCUGGAAUGGAGACGUGGGCUAUCGCUGGGUGGGCCUGGACUUGUAGCGAAGCAAGUGGGCUUGGAUCCAUGGGCAGACAUGGGCGACGUGAUUAUGGAGGUCUGGGUGACACGGGAGGCGGAGCAAGCGGCCGAAGGUCUCUCCCUUCGUUAAAGAAUCCAUUCAGGGAUCAACAGUAUGGUCGGAGACCACCGGCAGAAGACCAAGUACAUCCGCAUUUUGCACAACGGCCAUCUGUUCACGGAAACAUUGGAGGCCUUUCGCCGCAAGGGCAACGACACGAGAGGGUUAGACGCGGUAUCCAUGGGUCUGAGUCACACCGAUUGGACUUUAACGCAACUGCAGAGAGACCGCUGCGGCACAGUGCGGACGUUCGGCAUCCCGUUCGCAGCAGUGCAGACGCACCGGGCGCAAGAGAAAUCCCGGUCACGUCUCGGAAGACUGGAGGAAGGGGUAUGUUGAAGCUUGGCCGGAGGCUGACGCCAUCUCGCAGUGGCAAAGGACGUGCGAGCCUCGAUGGGGUGUUGGGCCGAUCAAGACGGAGCAUGGAGGGUAUCGGCCGUGAGGACAGGAAGGUACGAAAUGAAGAAUUUUAUCGCAUGCCAGGAAGAAAUUCUUCACGGAGGCAUGUACGGUCAAGCAUGGAGACGCCGUUUCGAAAGGACCGGAUACGAUCCAGCUUUGAUUUCGGCCGGACAGAGAGUGAUUCAACGUAGGAAGCCAGUGGCAGUUUAAUGCUUGUAGAAAGGCGCAUAUUGGGAUGGGAAGAACUGUACAUGAUUUGCUUUUUGUAUUGGAGUUAUUCGGCUUUUGUAAAGGUACUAGUGUACAUGCAGAUGUCCAGUGCAAAAUGCUUCGGACUUUCAGAAAGCAUUGGCUGCACAGUUUCUG
This is a messenger RNA of Chondrus crispus (carragheen), 2692 nucleotides long. RefSeq lists its product as hypothetical. Gene Ontology annotation, molecular function: ATP binding; protein serine/threonine kinase activity. The transcript has 2 exons. The record is from RefSeq and is a predicted model, not a curated record. Gene Ontology annotation, biological process: protein phosphorylation. Bases 1 to 2517 code for a protein of 838 amino acids. NCBI's taxonomy places the organism in Eukaryota, Rhodophyta, Florideophyceae, Gigartinales, Gigartinaceae.